Molecule: messenger RNA, 1539 nt
Organism: Serendipita indica DSM 11827
Lineage: Eukaryota; Fungi; Basidiomycota; Agaricomycetes; Sebacinales; Serendipitaceae
Source: the annotation of a GenBank genome assembly
AUGGGCCUAGGCGCUCGUCCUUGGUGUGUCAUCAGUGCUGACACCUUUCUUCCUCUCUCUUCACAGGUCAAAGAUGACAGUGACAACGACUCUGGUUAUUGCUCCGUCACGCAGACGACGAAACGCGAAGAGUCUCUGGUGAUCCCCGUGAUCAAAGUGACACCGCUGACGAGCGACGAGAUGCGCGUGCAAAACUCGUGUGUCCGGACAUUGCAUGAUCUACGCAUUGCCAAUCUCAUCCCAUACAACUCGUCGUCAUCAUUGGACCCCAGUCCAUAUUCGGCCGCACCGACGGCGAAUGAUACACAGAGUGUGACCAAAGAACGACAGAGGGAGAGGAAUUUCCCACAAAAGACGCUCUACAUCCCACAGGAAUCACACACAAAGCGUCUCAAGGAUACCUGGGAGAAUCGGUGCAUCUGGCCAUUCCUCUUUGAAGCGCCCUACACCACCACUCCCUAUCUCGUCCCCUCUUCCUCUCAGGGUGUCUACGCAUCGAAACGGGCCAACCUGUCGAGCACCAGCCUAGACCGCUACGGACGACGCAAGAGUCUCGGCCUCCCACUCGGUGUCGAAGUGCACCCAGCAAUGAUGAUGGGAGGCACCAUGAGACCGAGGGGAUGGAGUGUAGACGGGAAGAAGACUGUCAAUGGGACUUCGCUCUCGAUGGCAAAGAGGCGAAUGUCCGUCGACAGUUUUGCCUCUUCGACCUCGACGGUGGAUCGAGCGAGUUGGAGUGGGAGCUCGAGAGCGUCUUCGCCCACCUCCGCCUCGAGCUCGAGCGACGAGUUGCCCUCGAAGAACCAACAUCGCCUUUCCCUAGGGGACGUGUCAAAGAUUCAGAACCGCACGCUCGGAGAUGCGUCCAACCUUCAGAACCGUACGCUCGGAGACGCAUCCAAACUCAAGAACCGCACCCUCUCCGUUGAUGCGAAUGGGAUCCCGACCUGGCGCUCUACUUCCCCUUAUAUUUACGCUUCCUCGACCUCGUCCAGACGCGACUCGAAUAGCUCGUUGAGCAGCAUGUCCACCACGGACCACCACUCGCUCUCCUCCACUCGGUACACAACCUCGGCACGCGUAGGAGACGAAAAUACUCGCCAACCGGUUGGAGGAGGGAGGAGACUUGUUCGUGGUGGUGCAGUCAAGAGACCUUAUUCCAUGGUCUCAACUCCCACGACAGGAUCUUUGCCCGUAUUGCCCACAUCCUCUUCCUUUGGAUCCCGCACGAGCUCUACAACGUCCCUUGCGUCCGUCACGACCUCUACCCACGACGCGCCUUUGACUCGGAAGAAUGUAGCGACUGGGAAUGCCAAGCAGUCGAACAAUUCCCCCUCUUCAACGACAAUGACCACGAGUGGAUCAAGUGCGGGCGUUGGCAAGCGGUUCAAGAGUAUUAGCACGGACCAACUCGUCGCGUCCAAUACCUCGACCAGUGACGGGGAGAAUAAACCGCCGGUACGAAGAAGUGGAUUCGGACGGUUGAGAAACUUUGUCGGCGGGUUAUACUCGACUGCGCCAAGUUCGUUCCGGUUAUAA